Molecule: messenger RNA, 3585 nt
Organism: Gadus chalcogrammus (walleye pollock)
Lineage: Eukaryota; Metazoa; Chordata; Actinopteri; Gadiformes; Gadidae
Product: adenosine receptor A1-like
Exons: 3
Coding region: 239-1297 (352 amino acids)
Biological process (GO): G protein-coupled adenosine receptor signaling pathway
Cellular component (GO): dendrite; membrane; synapse
Molecular function (GO): G protein-coupled adenosine receptor activity
Source: RefSeq, a predicted model, not a curated record
UAUAAUAAAAGAGAGCAAUCUCCCCAUUACUCCUCUCUCUGCUUGUUCUGCGUGAUGUGUACAGGAGCUUUGAGUUGGAACGACCGGCAGCACACACAUCGGACCGAUCCGUGAUUCCCAGUCUCCCUGAGGGGACCACUUCUUUCACCAUCGCUUCCAGCAAAAAGAAAUCAAACAAACCGUUCCACACGUCACACUUCUCACGUUUCUUCAUCGCCCUUCAGAUUCGUUUUUUUCCAUGAUGGCCGACUGGACUUGGGUGGUCUACACGGGCCUGGAGGUGCUGAUUGCGCUGGUCUGUUGCCUGGGCAACGCCUUGGUUGUGUUCGCUGUGUGCGUUGGCAUCAAGGGGGCCCUGCACGAGCCAACUUUCUGCUUCGUGGUUUCCCUGGCAGCGGCUGACUUCCUGGUGGGCGUGGCCGCCGUGCCGCUGGCCGUGCUGCUGGAUGGCUGGGUGCAUCUGGCGCCGCAGCUCUGCCUGCUGCUGAGCUGCGUGGUUCUGGUGCUGACCCAGGCCUCGGUGCUGUCCCUGCUCGCCAUCGCAGUGGACCGCCACCUACGCCUGCAAACCCCGCUCAGUUAUCAAAAACUGACCAGACCAAGCCAAACAUGGCUGACUGUCGCCAUCUGCUGGUCACUGUCAUGCGUACUGGGCCUCACUCCUCUGUUCGGGUGGAACAACUUCUCCACCAUGGCUCCGCCGUGCGGCAAGAACGAAUCCAAUGAAUUGCCCGUCCUGGUCGCUCCACCCUGCACAUUUCUCUCCACGAUCUCCCUGCCGUUCAUGGUCUACUUCAACUUCCUGGGAUGCGUUCUGCUCCCCCUGCUGGCCAUGACCCUGCUCUACGUGCGGAUCUUCUGGAGCCUCCAGGGCCGUCUACGAGACAGCACUCCCCAGGCACGGGUGUCCCUGCUCAGGGAGAGAAGACUCGCCUGCUCCCUGGCAUUGGUGCUCUUCCUUUUCGCAGGCUGCUGGAUGCCCCUGCAUGUGAUGAACUGUCUGCUACUCUUCUGGGGUCCUCAGACAGUCACUAAAGGAGCCAUGUAUACAGGUAUCCUCCUGUCCCACGCUAACUCGGCAGUCAACCCGGUGGUCUAUGCCUACCGAAUACCAAAGAUCCAGCAGGCCUACGCCAACAUUUGGAGGCGCGUCCUCGCCGUGAUGAGCGGUCGCUGUGGGGAGCAGCGUGGUGAACGGGCGGGGUCAGGCAGCAGAAUCAGAUGGACGGAGAGCGUUGAAUCGGUGAAUCCAGCUGUUGAAGUCAGCAGUAGGAUUAAUCCACCCCAGAACCUUUGACUCCUAAACCCCAAAACCAUAUGCGACGUUUAGGCCUACUAUUCCUUUUAGCAUUUCACUUGACUUUGAAUUAAGAAAAGCAAUCCAGCAAUGUCGUUUUUUGGUCUUAGAUGUAAAUGGCAAUUACAACUCUUUUUUUAGGAUUUUAAUACUGUGAAUAUGUAGGCUACAUGUUGAUUUCAUACAAGAAGUCUAUGUUACAUUGCCAUUUAGUCAGAGAAGUUUAAAAUGAAUGAAGAAUAGCAUAUAUGCAUGCACAUGUGUCAAUGGUACUUGUCCAUGCUGUUAACCUCGAGGUUCUCCAGAUUUAGGAAGACCGUGAUCACUCUCGUAGCAAAAGGCAUACAACACUGCCCUUAUUAUGUAGAAACAGAUAGUCAUAUCAAAUUAAACAUAAGAAACUCCGCUACAAGCACAUAUAAGUCAUUUUUACACACAACGCAAACACCAAGAAUAUUAAUUAGACAAAUUAGACAAUUAAAAAUAGGCUGGAGCUUAAGAGGCUGAAUACCCAAACAGCAUAGAGUGACUGAGGAGAAGCUUAUCAUGUCUCCUUUCAAACAUAGGUAUACUGUACAUGUGUCAUAUUUUGGAAGAUAUUGUUCAUCUUCUGAACGUAAAGAUUAUAUGCGGAUAUUUUAAAUAUAAAAUGUAAAUAUUGAGCAGUAAAUAAAUGUUUUAUUUUCUCUAAACCAACUUCCUGGUGGAAGCAUGUCAACGUCUGUAGUCAAACAGCUUUAUUGUGGUUAAAUCCUCAGCAGGCCUAUUAGGACGUAUUUACUCACUUUAUUGACUUAUUUAGUUUCCCAGGAAUAAAUAUCGGAUCGAGAGGGUGAGUUAAGGUGUUUACUCCUCUUGCUGUACACAUAUUUAUCCGCUAGAAGGUGCACUUCCCUAACAAUCGUUUUUUGGUUAUCACAAAGUAUACCUAAAAACCGAGACUGACAGUCAAACCAUCACAAAAUUCCUUAAAUAGUCAAAUGAUCUCCAUUAACCACAGUAUACAACUUACAUUGUACAUCUGGUCAAACUUUAGAAUAGGACUUGAUGAUGUGAAUAGUAAAUAUAUUAAUAAAUUAUGAUGUACAAUAUAUAAAUCCAUUUUAUUUGUAAUUACCCUGGAAAAAAAUAUAUAUUUAAAAUAUUAAAUAUAGUAUUAACAAUAAGGCUAGGUCUAGUUUAAAAACAUUGAAUAGGCUUUUGAAAACAUAGAAAGCAGAUUUGAACCAUUUAUGGUCAUACAUUCUCUUCAUUGAUAAGGUUCAACUCUCUCUGUCAUUUGUCAGUCAGACAGUCUGCUGUUCCAGGAAAGUCCCUGACAGCAGUUCAUUGGUUGACCAAAAACCUUGGUUAGGGGAACAUAAUGAUCCAGGGAGAAUCCAUUUCUAUAUGUCAUCCGUCAAACUUUAUUAAUCAAGGCUUCAUAGUUUAUUUACAUCAAUAAAUUAAAAAACAAUUUGUCACGCCUUAAACUAGUCUCAGAUAAAGUACAAUCAAAUAAAAAACCUCAGCUUUUGAACUAUAAAAUAUUUAGAAUGACAAGCAUAACUCUUAUGAAACAAAGCACUUAUGAAACAAUCUUGUUCUGAACAAACAUUUUCAAUUUCCUAAAUGAUACGUUGACAUUGAAAUAAUGAUGUUCUUCUGUUGAUGGUCCUUUGUAUGUGUUUAGUGUGGUCCUCAGGGAAGGCAAUAGACUGUAUAGUUAUCACCUGAGCAGGGCUGAUCCCUCCCACCAAACUAUACAACCUACUACCUCACCCUGACAGAACACAUAGGAACCUGAACACGACCCCAUCUAGACCCAGUCACAGUCGGUCUGUUUCUGGACGAAGACAUGGAGGAUAAAUAAAAGAGAUGAUUUGAUAUGGCGGCUGUAAUGCUGACUCAGAGAUGGCUGCUGCGGAUUGGCUGACCUGGCUGUCUCCUUAGGAAAGACAGUAGAUUGUAUAGUUAUCUCAGAUUGGGGUGCACAACCCCACAACUAUUCAAUCUACUACCUCAGCCCCAAGGACAGCAUUCUUGUGUUGCAACAUCCAGGAUCCUCACAGAUGAGAUUCCUGUAAUGAUACAGAGAAAAAGAGACAAAAAACAGUUUUAUCGAUCUGAUUUGCUUUUGCUAUGCAAUAAUGUCAUUUAUAAUUAUGAAUGUAUUUAACGAGGGUCCACAUCAGUGGUCACUGGUGAAGUUAAGACAAAGUAAAUAAAUCAAUUAUUUACAAUUCUAAUAUUGAAAGCUAUGUUUGAUCUUCCACAUUUUCUCCUUUUUCAUAUUCCUAUGAUGGCUU